Messenger RNA from Euleptes europaea (tarantolino), 1983 nucleotides. RefSeq names its product kinesin light chain 1 (gene KLC1). Gene Ontology annotation, molecular function: kinesin binding. The coding region runs from base 2 to 1897 and encodes 631 amino acids. Gene Ontology annotation, cellular component: kinesin complex; membrane-bounded organelle; cytoplasm. The transcript is spliced from 15 exons. Lineage: Eukaryota; Metazoa; Chordata; Lepidosauria; Squamata; Sphaerodactylidae. The record is from RefSeq and is a predicted model, not a curated record. Gene Ontology annotation, biological process: axo-dendritic transport.
AAUGUAUGACAACAUGUCCACAAUGGUGUAUCUAAAGGAAGACAAGUUGGAGAAGCUUACCCAGGAUGAAAUUAUUUCUAAGACUAAGCAAGUAAUUCAGGGAUUAGAAGCACUGAAGAAUGAGCACAAUUCCAUCUUACAGAGUUUACUCGAGACACUUAAGUGUUUGAAGAAAGAUGAUGAGACCAAUCUGGUGGAAGAAAAAUCAAAUAUGAUUCGCAAGUCUCUGGAGAUGCUGGAACUUGGACUCAGUGAAGCACAGGUAAUGAUGGCCUUGUCAAAUCACUUAAACGCAGUGGAGUCAGAGAAACAGAAAUUACGUGCCCAGGUUCGCAGGCUAUGCCAGGAAAAUCAGUGGCUGAGGGAUGAGCUGGCCAGUACGCAACAGAAACUGCAGAAGAGUGAACAGUCUGUGGCUCAGCUGGAGGAAGAAAAGAAGCACUUAGAAUUCAUGAACCAGUUAAAGAAAUAUGAUGAUGAUAUUUCCCCUUCAGAGGAUAAAGACUCAGACUCGACCAAAGAACCGUUGGAUGAUUUGUUCCCCAACGAUGAAGAUGACCAAGGGCAAGGAAUGCAACAGCCACAUAGCAGUGCGGCAGCUGCUGCCCAACAGGGUGGGUAUGAGAUUCCCGCAAGAUUAAGGACCCUUCACAAUCUUGUCAUUCAGUAUGCAUCCCAAGGCAGAUACGAGGUUGCCGUACCCCUCUGUAAGCAAGCGCUUGAAGACCUGGAGAAAACUUCAGGCCACGAUCACCCUGAUGUUGCCACUAUGUUGAACAUACUUGCAUUGGUGUACAGGGACCAGAAUAAAUACAAAGAUGCUGCAAACUUGUUGAAUGACGCCUUGGCUAUUCGUGAGAAGACCUUGGGCAAAGAUCAUCCAGCGGUUGCAGCAACUUUAAACAACCUUGCAGUGCUCUAUGGAAAAAGAGGAAAGUACAAGGAAGCUGAGCCUUUGUGCAAGAGAGCUUUGGAGAUUAGAGAGAAGGUACUGGGAAAAGAUCAUCCAGAUGUUGCCAAGCAGCUAAAUAACCUGGCCUUGCUAUGUCAGAACCAGGGUAAAUAUGAAGAAGUGGAAUACUACUACCAGCGGGCGCUAGAAAUCUACCAAACAAAACUGGGGCCAGAUGAUCCAAAUGUAGCCAAAACAAAGAACAAUUUGGCAUCCUGCUACUUGAAACAAGGCAAAUUUAAGCAAGCAGAAACUUUAUACAAAGAGAUCCUCACUCGUGCCCAUGAAAGGGAAUUUGGCUCUGUGGAUGAUGAAAACAAACCCAUCUGGAUGCAUGCUGAAGAGAGAGAAGAAUGCAAAGGAAAGCAAAAAGAUGGCACUACAUUUGGUGAAUAUGGAGGCUGGUACAAAGCUUGCAAAGUUGAUAGCCCGACAGUCACAACUACCUUAAAGAACCUUGGAGCACUUUACAGACGGCAAGGCAAGUUUGAGGCAGCCGAAACAUUAGAAGAAGCGGCAAUGAGGUCCCGCAAACAGGGUCUUGACAAUGUUCACAAACAGAGAGUUGCUGAAGUGCUGAAUGACCCAGAAAGUAUAGAGCGACGGCAAAGCCGCGAGAGCCUCAAUGUCGACGUGGUAAAGUAUGAGAGCGGUCCCGAUGGAGGAGAGGAAGUGAGUAUGAGCGUAGAAUGGAAUGGGGAUGGCACUGGAUCCUUAAAACGCAGUGGCUCCUUUAGUAAACUUCGCGCUUCAAUCAGACGCAGCGGCGAGAAGCUGGUUAGGAAGCUGAAGGGAGGAAGUUCACGAGAGAGUGAACCAAAGAAUCCUGGCAUGAAGCGCGCCAGUUCACUGAAUGUUCUUAACAUGGGUGGCAAGGCUACUGAAGAUCGCUUUCAAGGACGAAAUAAUUGUCUGAGUGCCAGUCAGACUGAUUUGGCUCACUGAGAUUCUGGGACAGACGCUAGCUAAAAAUUCUUUUGUGAAUUUACGAAGCACUGAGUUUCAAAAGUUCUGGGUUUCCCCCGUUGAUG